Sitophilus oryzae (rice weevil) is the source of this 2280-nucleotide messenger RNA. Its product is annotated as fatty acid synthase-like. Gene Ontology annotation, molecular function: fatty acid synthase activity. The transcript is spliced from 10 exons. Bases 1 to 2280 code for a protein of 759 amino acids. Gene Ontology annotation, biological process: fatty acid biosynthetic process. NCBI's taxonomy places the organism in Eukaryota, Metazoa, Arthropoda, Insecta, Coleoptera, Curculionidae. The record is from RefSeq and is a predicted model, not a curated record.
AUGUAUGCUCUAGAACAUGCUUACAGAGCUAUAAGGAAUGGACAGUGCGAGAAUGCUAUUGUAGGAGGAGCAUCACUUUGCCUGUGUCCAGCAAUUUCCUUACAGUUUUACAGAUUGGGUGUACUCAGUAUGGACGGAAAAUGCAAAGUAUUUGAUAAAUCUGGCAAUGGAUAUGCCAGAUCCGAAGCAAUUAGCGCCAUCUUUCUGCAAAAGUCGAAAGAAGCCAAACGAAUUUACGCUACAGUACUACACGCAAAAACAAAUUGUGAUGGGUUUAAGGAUUCGGGAAUCACCUUUCCAUCUAGGAAUAUGCAACUGAAGCUAUUAAAAGAAUUUUAUGAAGAAUGUCAAUCGGUGAAACCGUACGAAAUAAGCUACAUGGAAGCACAUGGAACGGGGACAAAAGUGGGCGAUCCAGAAGAAUUACAAGCCAUCGAGGAAGUGUUUUUACCUCAAAGAAAAUCUCCUCUUCUUAUAGGAUCGGUUAAGUCUAACAUCGGUCAUUCAGAACCGUCUUCAGGAUUGUCGUCUAUUACAAAGGUCAUCUUAGGAUAUGAAACUGGGUACAUAGCACCUAAUAUACACUUUAGCAGUCCGAGAGAAGGUAUAAAGUCGCUAAUGGAUGGUAGAUUUAAAGUAGUGACAGAAAAAAUGGAAUUUAAGGAUGACAGAGGCUUAGUAGGAAUCAGCAGCUUUGGAUUUGGCGGAGCUAACUGUCACAUACUCCUCCGACAUAAUCCUAAGAAAAAAGUAAACCAGGGUAGACCAUUUGACAAUAUACCUAGAUUGAUUUGUGUCAGUGGUAGGACGCCCAAUGCAGUCAACAUUCUUCUGGAUAGCGUAAUAGAAAAUAAUCUUGAUAUGGAACAUAUCAGAUUGCUUCAAGACGUUUUUAGGUUUUUUACCAUUUGUUGUUCUUCUAGUAAGAAUAUAAGUGCUCAUUGCUAUCGAGGUUAUGUGUUAGCAUCUAAAUCUGGUAAAAUACUAAGAUCACAAACCUAUUUUGAUUCCAAGCCGACUCCUUUACUGAUAUGCUUUGGCGUUAUUGACAAAGAAUCUACAAAAAAUGUUAAAGAAUUCUUGGAAGUGCCCAAUUUUGCUGAAGUUCUGGAUAAAGUACAUCUGGUGCUUAAAUUGAAGAACAUUAGUAUUAUAAAUGUAAUACUGAAGGAUAGCACCAAAUCAAUUUUUAACACGGUUCUUACUAAUGUUGUGUUACAAUUGGCAAUUUGCGAUACUCUAAAAGCUCUACAAAUCGCUCCUACAAAAAUCUUUGGCGUUAAUAAAAAUUUAUCUCUGGGUGGCUUGGCAUGUGGCUAUUUUGAUGGUGCUCUAAGCUUGGAAGAAGUGGUUGAGCUGGCUUAUGUUAUUGGUUCUAUUAUGAACGCCGCAAAUAAAAGUAGUACUGCAGAAUUGUAUGAAUUAAUUCAGGAAGACGAAAAAUAUGCAAGAGAUUUCGAAAAUAUUUUGGAUAUUAUCAUUCCAAAGCCGAGAAUUUUAGGCGACAAUGUAAUUGUUGAAUCAUAUCCUGCACAAAUUGAUUCCACCUAUAUCGUGAAUUCAUUAAAGUGCGACGAUAUUCCACAAAAAAUCAGAGAUUCUGUCAAAAAAACAGGUAUUUUAUUUGAAAUUGGAAAUGGUGAAAUAAAUGGUCUAUUAAAGUCUUCUAAGAAGAGCGCAUCUGUAGUAAGUCGAGGAGGAUUAAAUGAAUUCCUAACAUCCAUUGGAAGAUUAUACGAGCUAGGUGUUAACCCUCAACUCCAAUACUUAUAUCCUAAAGUGCCGUAUCCGGUCAGCAAAGGCACACCUAUGAUUUCUCCGUCCGUAGGCUGGAAUCAUGAAAAACGUUGGUCCGUUCGUUGUUCAGAUGAAAAUUCUCAAUUAUUCGAACAAAGAACAGUUGUAAUUUAUAUCAAAUUACCUGAUUUUUCUUAUUUGGAAGGACAUGUAGUUGAUGGAAGAAAUCUGUAUCCAGCUAUGGGAUAUUUAUUAUUGGCUUGGGAAGCAUUGGCUGGUACUUACAGACUUAUGUUAAAAUAUACAAAAGUUGUGUUUGAGAACUGUCGGUUUAUAAGAGCCUGUUCCGUUUCGUCCACACAUGGAUCUCUGUUAUUAUAUCUGCGUGUUUUAUUUCAUGCGGUGUCCGGCAACUUUGAGAUUAGCGAGGGAUUCCCACUCCAGGUUACUGAUGGAGUCUUCCACGUUCUUGAGAUCCAUUUUUCUGGUUCCAACCGUUCUGGUCCAGUUAGUGGAGCGUUCGUUUCUUUUCUAGCUAGAUAA